CCAUGAAGGAGAAGUCCAAGAACGCCGCCAAGACGCGCCGAGAGAAGGAGAACGGCGAGUUCUACGAGCUGGCCAAGCUGCUGCCCCUGCCCGCCGCCAUCACGUCCCAGCUCGACAAGGCCUCCAUCAUCCGCCUCACCACCAGCUACCUGAAGAUGAGGGCCGUCUUCCCCGAAGGUUUGGGAGAUGCCUGGGGACAGCCGAGCAGAUUAGGCCCCUUGGAUAACGUCGCGAAGGAACUGGGCUCGCAUUUGCUUCAGACUCUGGAUGGUUUUGUUUUUGUGGUAGCAUCUGAUGGGAAAAUAAUGUAUAUCUCAGAAACAGCUUCUGUUCAUCUAGGUUUAUCCCAGGUGGAACUCACUGGUAAUAGUAUUUAUGAGUAUAUACAUCCAUCAGACCAUGAUGAAAUGACAGCAGUUCUAACAGCUCACCAGCCUCUUCAUCCUCAUCUCCUACAAGAGUAUGAAAUAGAAAGAUCUUUUUUCCUGCGAAUGAAGUGUGUCUUGGCAAAGCGGAAUGCAGGAUUGACAUGUAGCGGUUACAAGGUGAUCCAUUGCAGUGGCUAUUUGAAGAUAAGACAGUACAUGUUGGAUAUGUCUCUGUACGAGUCCUGUUACCAAAUUGUGGGAUUGGUUGCUGUUGGGCAAUCUUUACCACCUAGUGCAAUAACUGAGAUAAAACUUCAUAGUAACAUGUUUAUGUUCAGAGCAAGCCUGGACUUAAAAUUAAUAUUCCUAGAUUCCAGAGUGACUGAACUAACUGGAUAUGAGCCACAGGAUCUGAUAGAGAAAACUCUUUACCAUCAUGUGCAUGGAUGUGAUGCAUUUCAUUUACGAUAUGCUCAUCAUCUUUUGUUGGUGAAAGGACAAGUCACAACCAAGUACUACCGACUGCUGUCUAAGAAUGGUGGCUGGGUUUGGGUCCAGAGCUAUGCCACCAUUGUACACAAUAGCCGUUCAUCACGACCUCACUGUAUAGUGAGUGUCAAUUAUGUCCUAACUGAAAUAGAAUAUAAAGAACUUCAGUUAUCUUUGGACCAGAUCACCCUUUUGAAGUCACAAUUUUCAUGCAGAAGCUCAGUAUCUACCUCACAAGAAACACGAAAAGCAACAAAACCUAGAAGUAAUAAAAUGAAGACGAAACUUAGGACAACUCCUUAUCCACAGCAGCAAUAUGGCUCCUUCCAGACAGACAAACUGGAAUGUAGCCAGGGUGGAAGCUGGAGAUCCAACUCCACAGCAAAUUCUGCCACCAUCCAAGAACAAGCCUUCCAUUCAGAAAACAGCGAACUUUUAUAUACCCCGUCGUACAGCUUACCUUUUUCUUACCAUUAUGGACACUUCCCUGUAGACCCUCAUGUAUUCAGUAGCAAAAAACAAAUGCUGCCUUCUAAAUUUGGGCAGUCUCAAGGAACACCUUGUGAAGUAGCUCGAUUUUUCUUAAGUACACUGCAGACAAGUGGUGAGUGCCAAUGGCAUUAUGCCAAUUCUCUUGUACCGAGCAGUCAACCACCUAAAAAUCCUCCUGAUCAGCCAGCAAGCAGUGUACGCCAUAAUCUCUUUCAGGGCUAUGAAGUGCCACUAUCAAACAGAAGAUACAGCCAAGAAAGUACAUCUGACAACUUCACAGGCUGUGCAAACUUAACACCAGGCAGUAGAUACAAAGAAGACAUCUAUGAUUCCAGCAUUAUAAAACACAGCAAAAUUGAAAACAGAGUAUACCCUGCACAUCAUCAUGUCAUUAAAGAAGAGAAUAAGCUAGUUUUUAACAGAGAUUUACAAGAAAAAAUUAACAUUGGUGAGAAGCCCUUCCCAAACUCUUUAGCCACUUCAUUUUUGUCAAAAUCAGAAUGUUUUCAAACUAAAGCUAUUGGGCACCUUCUCCCAGUUCCAACUGUAUAUGAACAAACAAGGAGAAUUUGUAUGAAAGAACCAAAAUUUGAACAUAUUGCCCCCCACGCAACAAAUCUAGAUGAGAUGGAAACUGAGGACAGAAUGAUGGUAAAACUUGAUUAUGACUCUGAAAAUGAUCACACAAUGGAUGUAAGACAUACAGGACAAGUUCCAUUUGUAUUUCUGAACUAUCAUCGUGUUUUAGCCAAACAUGGCACAUUUCAGGCCUCUUCGUGUACUACAACAGGACAUGUAGCAGACAACUAUGGACAUAGUUCUGAAGAAGUGAGUACAUUCUACAAAAACCAAAGUCCCUCAUCAGCCUCUUCCCCAGAGAUCCACAAGGAGCCUGCACUUCCCCAUUAUAUUGGAACAUCUGUAAUAAUAGCUAAUGGAAGGUGACAAUAACAGAAGGCUGGUUUUUUUAAAGUAUAACAUAAAUAAAAGCAAACCACAACAAAAGCAUGAGAAUACAUGGUUCCAUUCAGUGAGCAUGGUGCAAUGAGACACAAACUUGCAUGCGUUCUUGGCAAGCUAUGUGUAAUGGUACCUUUAAGCUCAGAAAAAAGUACAUCUAGCUUCAGUGCUUCAUUGUUACUGAUUAGUCAGUGCAGUUGACACUGCCAUUAAGAAGCCAUGUGAUGAUAAUCUUUUAUUUUUUAAAAGUACAACUUAAA
Molecule: messenger RNA, 2569 nt
Organism: Heteronotia binoei (common prickly gecko)
Lineage: Eukaryota; Metazoa; Chordata; Lepidosauria; Squamata; Gekkonidae
Gene: SIM2
Product: SIM bHLH transcription factor 2
Exons: 11
Coding region: 3-2294 (763 amino acids)
Biological process (GO): regulation of transcription by RNA polymerase II
Molecular function (GO): DNA-binding transcription factor activity, RNA polymerase II-specific; RNA polymerase II transcription regulatory region sequence-specific DNA binding; protein dimerization activity
Source: RefSeq, a predicted model, not a curated record